Molecule: messenger RNA, 1317 nt
Organism: Adineta steineri
Lineage: Eukaryota; Metazoa; Rotifera; Eurotatoria; Adinetida; Adinetidae
Source: the annotation of a GenBank genome assembly
AUGAAUAAUACAAUUCUUGAAAAUUUAACAUUUCAUCAUGAUGAUAUGUCUCAUCAACAACCAUUAUCAUUUAUAAUUGAUUUAAGAUUUUUUCUUUUUCGUAUUUUUUAUCCCUUUUUACUUAUAUGGGGUACGAUUGGCAAUGCCUUAUGUUUAAGAGUAUUAUUAAGUAGAAAAUUUAAUAAAAAUUCAACCUGCCAAUAUUUAGCUAUACUUGCUGUUAUUGAUAUUUUAUUCAUUGUUAUGCGUUCAAGUCGACAUAUAUAUAAACUAUUUCGUGAUUCAACAAUAUUCAAUACUUCACAAUGGGUAUGUCGUAUAUUAACUUUUUUUUCAUCAGCAUUAGCACAUUUGGCAUCAUGGACAUUGGUCAUUGUCAAUUUUGAUCGAUAUUUUAUAGUAACAAGUUAUUAUCGACGACAGGGUUCAACCACUAAUCGAGUAUUUUGGUCUACAAGCACACUUAUUGCUAUUGUUGCCCUAUGCAAUCUUUAUUAUUUCUUUAUACUUGGUCGAUCAAUAAGAUUAGACGGUUUUGGUGCACAAGUUCAACGACGUUUUUUAAUUCGAAUUUUAUCAUCAACAAAUGAAACAUCAUUAGCAAGUUUAAAUAAUUCAAUAAAUUAUUCUCGUUCUGAAUUAUUACGUUAUAAACCUUCAUAUAUAUUUGUUUGUAUACCAAGUACCGGUUUUGAAGGAUUUUUUCGAACAUAUAUACCUAUAUUUGAUAUAUUACUUGUUGUUGCUAUUCCAUUUUUACUUCUUUGUUUUACAAAUAUUGGUAUCAUUACAUUUACUAUGCGUAGUCAUCGUCGUAUGCGUCAAUAUCGUAAACGUUCACAUCGUCGACAUCAACGUUUAACAAUAAUGCUUUUAUCAGUUACUUUAGCAUUUAUUGGAUUAACAUGUCCAUCAGUUAUAUUUAUAUGUGUUAAUAAGAUAAUUUAUUCUGGACGUAUUGUAAUUGGACGUAAGGAUAAUUUAAAUGAAAAUGCUAAUUUAGGUCCACCAUCACAUGUUCAAUUAAUUGUUGAUGUAUGUGAAGCAUUAUGGUAUACAAAACAUGCGAUGAACUUUAUUUUAUAUACAUUAAGUGGACAAAGUUUUCGUCGUGAAUUUUUAAAAGUAUUUACCCCAUAUUUGAAUUGUCAUUCAUUAUUAAAAAAAACUGACACAACAACAACAAUCACACAACCAACAACUGAUUCACAAAUGCAUAUAACAAGUACACGUCAUAAAGCUUUCCAUCGAAAAAGUUCAAGAAAAAAUCCAAUCAAUGAUGCACUUAAUAUAUCGAAUGCUGUAUUUUUACAUUAA